AUGCAAGGUCGACACCGGCGGCAGAACGUCUGCGCCGUCGCUGCAACCAGGAGCAGGCACAGGAGCAACUUGCUUCUUCUCCAACUACUCCUCUUCACAACACCCCAACCAGCACUUGCCCAGGACGUCUCUACCAGCAUCGUCACAGAAACAAUCUCCCUCCCAGCCUCCUCAACCGUCACGCAAACCUUCACCGCCCCCGUUGCCUCUUCCACCUCCUCAGACCUAAGUGACACUUACACCGACCCAACCCUCUUCCACAACACCCUCCUCAACACCACAAACUUCUACCGCUACCUGCAUUCCGCCCCCUUCCUCACCUACAACACCUCCCUCGCCACCUUCGCCCAAUCCUACUCCACCAAGUGCAUCUGGGCGCACAACCCCGAACUCGGCUCGCUCAACUACGGCGAGAACCUCGCGCGGGGGUACGCCAACCUCACAGCGGGCAUCGACGCGUGGUACAACGAGGUCACCGAAUUCGACUACGAUUUCGACAAGGACGACCCGACGGGGUUCACUGAGGCGACGGGGCAUUUCACGCAGUUGGUGUGGCGGGAUACGGUGAGUGUGGGCUGUGGGUGGACGGAUUGUGGCGGGGAGAACGGGGUGGAUGGGGUGAUUGUGGUGUGUGAUUAUUAUCCGGCGGGGAAUGUGUUGAUGAAUGGGGGUGCGGAUGGGGGAAAGGCGUUGUUUGUGAGUAAUGUGUUGCCGGAGAGGAGUGGUGGGGCGGAGGGGUGGCAGGCGGUGGAAGCAGAUGCGAUCAAAGGCGUGAGGAACGAGACUGGGGAUGCCAGUGGCGGAGGCGAUGAGCAGGGGAAUAAUGCGGUGAGUAGAAGGACUGGGCUGGGCAUCGUGAUGGUUGGCGCAUUUGUAGUGAGUGCUGUUGCGGCUUGGGGCUUGUGA
Messenger RNA from Cyphellophora attinorum, 906 nucleotides. RefSeq names its product Protein PRY2. The coding region runs from base 1 to 906 and encodes 301 amino acids. Gene Ontology annotation, cellular component: extracellular region. The transcript has a single exon. The record is from RefSeq and is a predicted model, not a curated record. NCBI's taxonomy places the organism in Eukaryota, Fungi, Ascomycota, Eurotiomycetes, Chaetothyriales, Cyphellophoraceae.